Musa acuminata subsp. malaccensis (wild Malaysian banana) is the source of this 1505-nucleotide messenger RNA. RefSeq names its product homeobox-leucine zipper protein HOX16. Gene Ontology annotation, cellular component: nucleus. The record is from RefSeq and is a predicted model, not a curated record. Gene Ontology annotation, biological process: positive regulation of DNA-templated transcription. Gene Ontology annotation, molecular function: DNA-binding transcription factor activity, RNA polymerase II-specific; sequence-specific DNA binding. Lineage: Eukaryota; Viridiplantae; Streptophyta; Magnoliopsida; Zingiberales; Musaceae.
AUCACCGCUCUCCUCCGCCCUCUCAACUUUAGUCGCGAAGCCUCUCCACGCCAAAUAGAGCCGUAAAAAGGAAGCUUCUUGCUCGCCGGAAACUUGAGCUCCCGCAUCCACCUCCCAAGUUGGUGGUUCCCUCCGUCGCCGGGUCCCGAGGCGAUCCCCGGCGAAGCCUCGGUGCUGCUGGUCCCCGAGGAAGUCGAUCCCCCGCCGCGUUCGCCACAUGAUGGGGUUUUCCCUUAUCCCGAUGAUGACGUCAACUCGGCUCCUCUGGUCCACCUCCUUCUUCCGCCAUAAGAGCGCCGCCGUCUUCCUCUAACCGGUCAAGAAGUCCUCCGUCUUUAGAUAUAGCGUCUAUACAUAUAGCGUGAGAUCGGGUGAUGGAUCGUGUUCGUCUGAUCUUUGAUUCCUCCUCGUCGCGCGGCCGCCACGGGCAGCGGAUGCUCCUGUUAGGCGGCGGCGGCGGCGGCGGUAGCAGUCCGGUCUUCGGAGGGGCGAGAUCGGCGUUGGCUGCAGCGGAGGGCGCGAACAAGCGGCGGCCGUUCUUCACGUCGCCGGAAGAGCUCUUGGAGGAGGAGUACUACUACGACGAGCAGCAGCCGGACAAGAAGCGCCGCCUCUCGCCGGAGCAGGUACGCUUACUGGAGCGGAGCUUCGAGGCGGAGAACAAGCUGGAGCCGGAGCGGAAGAGCGAGCUGGCCCGGAAGCUCGGCCUGCAGCCGCGGCAGGUGGCGGUGUGGUUCCAGAACCGCCGCGCCCGGUGGAAGACGAAGCAGCUGGAGCACGACUUCGACCGCCUCAAAUCCUCCUACGGCUCUCUUCUCUCCGACCAUGACUCCCUCCUCAAGGAAAACGACCGCCUCCGAUCCCAGGUGAUCUCACUGACCGAGAAGCUCCAGAGCAGGACAGCAGCGUCAGCGGGAGCUGCGGGGAUCGCCGGGACGAAAUCAGACGUUCAGGCCGCCGCAUCAGUCGCCGAUCCUGCCACCCUGGCCGUCCAGACGAAGGCGGAGGACAGGCUGAGCGCGGGGAGCGGCGGGAGCGCGGUGGUCGACGGGGAGGCCGCCAAGCAGCUGGUGGACAGCAGCGAGGUGUCCUACUUCCCGGAGGGCUACCACUGCAUGGGCCCCGUCGACGGCGGCCGGGUUCACUCGGAAGAGGACGACGUGAGCGACGAGGGGUGCAACUACUACUCCGACGGCAUGUUCGCGGCGGAGCACCACCACCAGGAUGAAGUGGAUGCGCAGCUGGAUUGGUGGGUUUGGAGCUGAGCAAAAACGGAGAUCUCUCUCUUUCUCCUCUUCCUCCUCCUCCCUUCCCUCUUCUCUACUAGUGUUCACUAGUAACCAAUGCUGAGUUAGUGUAUGAUGAUGAUAUGCUCUGUGUCAUGUCUGAGGAGAAGACUCUUUCUGUGCAUUGUAGUGUUGCUAUUAUAUCCUUUGUGAGGAUUGCUGUGGUUACAAUUAGCAUCGGUGUCAACAGCUUAUAAUAUCAGAUCUAUAUUUGUUCCA